Messenger RNA from Scylla paramamosain (green mud crab), 714 nucleotides. RefSeq names its product haloacid dehalogenase-like hydrolase domain-containing protein 3. Bases 1 to 714 code for a protein of 237 amino acids. The record is from RefSeq and is a predicted model, not a curated record. The transcript has 3 exons. Lineage: Eukaryota; Metazoa; Arthropoda; Malacostraca; Decapoda; Portunidae. Gene Ontology annotation, cellular component: nucleus.
AUGACCAACACCAUCCUCAAGUUUCGGAAGCCUCCUGGAGAGCAGUAUGCAGCUGUAGCAAGACUCUAUGGACUGGACUCAGAUCCUCUAAAGCUCACUCAGGCCUUCAGGUUGAGCUUCAAACAACUUGAAAGCGAGGCACCCAACUUUGGUGCAGGAGGCAUUGGUUGGCAGAAGUGGUGGCUGGGUGUGGUGAGGCGCACCUUCACAUCUGCUGGCUGCCCUGCUGACAGCUCCAGUCUUGACACCAUUGGCCACCACCUCAUCAGACAUUUCUCUGGUGGAAAUGCUUAUGAGCUUUUUGAUGGCAGCACUGCACUGCUAGAGGACAUAAGAGGGAGAGGUGCUGUGCUGGGUGCUAUAUCCAACUCUGAUGAGAGGUUGGAGGGUAUCUUAAUCCAUCUGGGAGUGAGACAUUAUUUUGACUUUGUCCUCACUUCCUAUGCAGCCAAAGUUGCUAAGCCAGAUCCCAGGAUUUUCCAGCAGGCAUUGUCAUGUGCAGGUAGCAACAUCACCUCCUCAGAGGCGCUGCACAUAGGUGAUGACCUGCAGCGAGACUACCUGGCAGCCCGAAGGUGUGGGUGGCACAGUGUGCUGGUGUCCAGCCAGCUGCACCAGGUUUGUCAGGAGGCGGGGGUGGCUGUGGAUGGUGCCUCAAUGGUCACCUGCCUCAAAGACCUGCAUUCACUUCUAGACAGAUACACAACAAGCUAA